Phlebotomus papatasi is the source of this 2507-nucleotide messenger RNA. RefSeq names its product DNA-binding protein RFX2 (gene Rfx). The coding region runs from base 1 to 2328 and encodes 775 amino acids. Gene Ontology annotation, molecular function: DNA-binding transcription factor activity, RNA polymerase II-specific; RNA polymerase II cis-regulatory region sequence-specific DNA binding. Gene Ontology annotation, biological process: regulation of transcription by RNA polymerase II. The record is from RefSeq and is a predicted model, not a curated record. The transcript is spliced from 10 exons. NCBI's taxonomy places the organism in Eukaryota, Metazoa, Arthropoda, Insecta, Diptera, Psychodidae.
AUGGCUGCAAGAUUGGCAACUCAGAGGAAUUUUGUGGCAGUAACGUCGGUUUCUAGUCAGGGAGGCAAUGUGUCUCCUGCAUCUCAAACUGUGACAAUGACAUCUCCCUCCUCAUCCAAUGGCGAAAAUGCCAUUGCGGUGACAUCCGCUGCCACGAGUCCAGGAACAAAUGGUACAACCAUCCCAAUUGCCCUCCAUCAGGUUUUACCUCAGAAAAUUAUCCUGCAAACAACAACAACACCUGGCGGAGUUUCCGUGAUCGAUGUCGUUCCGCUGGAGCAUUCGGAUUCAAGCAAUGAGUCGCCUAUCACUGUGGUGGCGGCUGAUGCUGUUGAGUCCACGAAUGGGACAGCUGUGGUUGCUCCUGGGGCUCAGCAAGUGACUGCCCAGGUGGCUGUCGUGCAGACGCAUAGUCCGAAUGAUUCUGGCCCUCACUACAUCACAGUCACGGCUGAAGGUGCUGUUCGAUCUUAUGCUCCUCUCACAACAGUCGUUUCCUCACAAGAUAAUGUGGCCUCCCAUGGUGCUUAUCAUGUGCAGUAUGUUGAUUCAGAGUUAUAUACGACAACGGGUCAGGGGCAAACGCAAAUGGCCUAUCCGGUUUAUGCUGUAGGUGAUUAUGGAACAGGUGGACAGCAAUACUAUGCAACAGCGACGGGAAAUUAUACGGCGUCGGGAACGACGGCAACAAAUCACUCAUCUUCUGAAUAUAUAGUUCCUGUAGAUGAUUCCCUCCUUAGUUCAACUCAAACCAGAGCUUCACCUCAGACGAUUGCCGCAGAGGUGGCUUACAUUCAGGGACAAUCCAACUCACAAGCCUCCACUGUCAGUUCCGAAACUGAAAAUACACCUAGCUUAUCGCAUGCCACAAGAGUAUCACCCGCAACGGUUGCAUGGUUGGUGGAGAACUAUGAGACAGCCGAAGGUGUGAGUUUACCACGUUCAACACUCUACAAUCACUACAUGAGGCAUUGCAAUGAGAAUAAGUUGGAUGCUGUGAAUGCAGCGAGUUUUGGUAAAUUAAUUAGAUCGGUGUUUACGGGAUUGCGAACACGACGUUUGGGUACACGUGGCAAUUCCAAAUAUCACUACUACGGCAUACGUGUAAAACCGGGUUCAACACUGAUGAGUGCACUGGAUGAGAAGCCACUGAACAAUAAUUCUAGUCAGGCCAAUUCAAUUGGUCAAUCCACUGGGACGCGCAAUGUGAAGAAGUUGGGAGCAAAGCCAGAAACAUACGAAGCCUGUUCGCAGUAUUUGGGUGAUGGAAGUGCAGCUAUACCAGUUUUUCCGGCCAUUGAUACUACCUUCAGUUUUCCGGAAGAGGUCACUUUUGAGGAUGUUGACACCCUCAGAUCCAUCUAUCGGGAACACUGUGAAGCUUUUCUCGAUGCUGUGCUCAAUUUGGAAUUCAGCACAGUUGAGUCACUUUGGAGGGAAUUUUGGCGUGUGCAGGACAACAACAAUGGGGAUGAGUGUGAGGAGGAAAAGUACCUCAGCAAGUCCAAAUUGUACAUUUUAUGCCAAUGUGAACCUGUUCAAAUGUUCAUUAAGCAGGUUGAUUUUGCAUUCUACCAGAACAUGGUGGAUGUUCUCAUUCCUGAUGUUUUGCGUCCAAUUCCAAGUUCACUCACUCAGGCUAUUCGCAAUUUUGCAAAGAAUCUCGAGAGUUGGCUAUCAGCAGCCAUGAGUGAAUGUCCUGAAUCGAUAUUGCAAAUAAAACUCUCAGCAGUAUCGGCAUUUAGUCAAACCCUUCGAAGGUACACAUCCCUCAAUCAUCUGGCUCAGGCAGCUCGAGCUGUUUUGCAGAAUAGCUCACAAAUAGCUCAGAUGCUCAAUGAUCUCAAUCGGGUGGAUUUUCACAAUGUUCAGGAACAAGCUUCGUGGGUGUGUCAAUGCGAUACAGCCACUGUUCAGCGUCUGGAGAAUGAUUUUAAAGCUGCACUGCAACAGCAAAAUACACUGGAACAGUGGGCAUCGUGGUUGCGUCUUGUGGUUGAUUCGGCUUUGGAGGAAUACCGCGGAAAGCCAACAUUUGCCAAGGCAGCUAGACAAUUUCUGCUCAAAUGGAGCUUCUAUAGUUCCAUGGUGAUAAGAGAUCUAACACUGAGGUCAGCUGCAAGUUUUGGCAGUUUUCACCUCAUUCGAUUGCUGUAUGAUGAAUAUAUGUUUUUCAUUGUGGAGCAUAAAGUGGCUCAGGCCACCCAAACUACCCCAAUUGCAGUGAUGAGUGAAGUUGAUCGGCUACCUGAUGAUGAUAUUGGUAUGAUGUUCCCUGCGAAUUAUGAAUGCAAAAUUGAGCCAGAGCCCAAAAGGAUGCGCAGUUAGUUUCAAGCUAAAACCGAUGAAUACCAUAAGAGUGUUAUCAUCCAAAAUAAUUGAUUGUGUCCCAGAAACAGAAGAAUUUUCUCCCAAAAACUCCCACGUAAUAUUUAAAAAAAAUCAAACUAUUCAAUGAUACAAUUGUGCCUGUGUGUAUCAAAAAAAAUAAAGGUUAAUCGUAAAAA